GACCCCAAUAAAUAUCCUACCAAAGUCACCUUUAAGAGGAAGAGCUCUGAUGGCUUGACGUUUGACGAAAUCAACACCAACAAAACCGCUUAUAUUACCAACUCGACUUGGCACGACACGAAAAAAGGUUUGUUCAUAAAAGCAGCGACCUUACAUAUAGAAAAGGCCCGCUACCCCGAAGAUGGUAGCCAUCAGGGAAAGUCUUACAAAUGUUGGUCAUCACUUGAUGGGUCUAAAGACGAUUUUGGGUUUAUAGUUUAUGUCAUACAAAAGUCUUCUUUGCCAAGAGGAUUCGUACAAGGAACUGCAACAGCAGAGUUCGGAGGAACAGCGAACCUAACAUGCAACGUUACUUAUAGUGGAAACAAAGAUGUUCAACUUAAAAAAGUUAUGUGGGUCAAGAACUCGACUGUGAUCUCCCAGGGGUCUGUUAACGUGMGUCCCAUUGUGAUCACCAAGGCAACAACGCGAGAUGGUGGUAAAUACGUGUGUGCAGCUGAAGUGAGCUUCAAAAGCGCAAAAGACAGAGUAAUCAAGCUGGAUUCUACGAUACUGAAUGUUAAUCUUAAGAUGGUGGAUGGAGUUACUCAGAUCACAGCAAACAUAUCUGAUACCGUAAUGAUGGAAUGCCCAGCAGAGGGCUAUCCACUGAAUGUCACCUGGUUUAAAGUUAACAAAAACGGGCAAGAAGUUAGACUAAAUGAAGUUUCAAGCUUGAAGGACAGAGCUGUACUUUCCAGGCCCUGCUCGUACUGUCGCUACCGAGUGACGAUAAAAGACCUGCAGCCAGGAGACCAGGCUCAUUAUGUCUGUAGAGGCAAUACCAACACAGAAUCAGCACGUUACCAUAGCGAUCUUUAUGUGCGAGAGGGUCCUGAUAAAAGUUACGUCGUGACAACUGCGAAGCCAACUACUGCUAUGACAACUGAGAAAG
Molecule: messenger RNA, 934 nt
Organism: Exaiptasia diaphana
Lineage: Eukaryota; Metazoa; Cnidaria; Anthozoa; Actiniaria; Aiptasiidae
Biological process (GO): cell-cell adhesion
Cellular component (GO): cell-cell junction
Molecular function (GO): cell adhesion molecule binding
Source: RefSeq, a predicted model, not a curated record